This is a messenger RNA of Rana temporaria (common frog), 1408 nucleotides long. RefSeq names its product LUC7 like (gene LUC7L). The coding region runs from base 171 to 1115 and encodes 314 amino acids. Lineage: Eukaryota; Metazoa; Chordata; Amphibia; Anura; Ranidae. The record is from RefSeq and is a predicted model, not a curated record. The transcript has 9 exons. Gene Ontology annotation, molecular function: mRNA binding. Gene Ontology annotation, cellular component: U1 snRNP; U2-type prespliceosome. Gene Ontology annotation, biological process: mRNA splice site recognition.
CCGCCCCCAUCCGCCUCGCCGCCCGGGACCCUGCAUGGCCUAGAAGCACUACUUCCGCUCUUUCCGUCCUCCCACAAUCCUUUAGCGUCGCUUUGCUGAGCGGGCUGCCGGGAGAAUAGUGGUCGGUGAGGGCGCUGUGAGGUGCCCCGGGCAAGCAGCAGCGGAUCAUAAUGUCGGCUCAGGCCCAGAUGAGAGCUUUGCUGGACCAGCUGAUGGGAACGGCCCGUGAUGGUGAUGAGACUCGUCAGCGUGUAAAAUUUACAGACGAUCGUGUCUGCAAAAGUCAUCUUCUGGAUUGUUGUCCACAUGACAUUCUUGCAGGAACGCGGAUGGAUUUGGGUGAGUGCACCAAGAUUCAUGAUUUGGCACUACGAGCGGACUAUGAGAUUGCAAGCAAGGAGAAAGAGCUGUUUUUUGAGCUUGAUGCUAUGGAUCAUUUGGAGUCAUUUAUUGCGGAGUGUGACAGGAGAACUGAACUUGCGAAAAAACGACUUGCUGAAACACAAGAAGAAAUAAGUGCAGAAGUUGCUGUAAAGGCAGAAAAAGUUCAUGAAUUGAAUGAAGAGAUUGGAAAACUGUUGGCCAAAGCUGAACAGCUGGGAGCUGAAGGAAAUGUUGAAGACUCCCAAAGAAUUCUGUUGGAAAUGGAAAGAGUUAAGGCUAGGAAAAGAGAGGCUGAGGAUGAAUAUCGCAAUUCAAUGCCUGCCUCCAGCUUCCAGCAGCAGAAGCUUCGUGUUUGUGAAGUGUGUUCUGCAUACCUUGGACUGCAUGACAAUGAUCGUCGACUUGCAGAUCACUUUGGUGGGAAGCUUCACCUAGGAUUUAUACUGAUUAGAGAAAAACUUGAUCAAAUGAGAAAAGCUGUCGCAAGCAAGCAGGAGAAACGAAACCAGGAACGCUUGAAGAGACGAGAGGAGCGGGAAAAGGAAGAGCGAGGGGGAAAGAGAUCGCGUUCAAGGGAUCGGCGACGACGAAGAUCACGAUCCACUUCUCGUGACAAACGAAGAUCAAGAUCAAGGGACCGACACAGGCGACAUCGUAGUCGAUCAGGAAGUCGUAACAAAGGUUACCAUGGCAGUUCUAGAGAUAAGGAUAAGGAGAGGGCAAAAAAAUAACUACUGCAAGAGGAUUGCAAAGAUCAGCAGGGAUCACACAGCAACGAUAACGAAGUCUUUUGACUUUGCAUCUGGAGAAAACCUGCACUGCAUCAGAUAACAUACUUUGUGUUGUAUUUUUAAUCAAUCGAGCAAUGUUCUAUAAAUGACAAUAAAGCUUUUUUUCUUACUGAAAGCUCACAUUUGAUAAAUCCAAUUUUUUUAUUGUUUGAAAAUAGCAAUGUUAUUAAUUAUAUUCUGCUUGCCCUCCGUUGAAAGUAGUUGGUAUACAAUUAAAUCAUUUGUUUAGUGUA